AUGGUGGCCACAGAUACCGGCGCAGCCGUCUACGAUGCGGCAUUGAAGCGUCGCCAGAACCUAAUGGGUGCCUCCGGCCCCGCGGCCUUGGUGAAGAACUUUAAGGUCUUCCGAAUUGCUGCUUUCGCAUGUAUUGGUGGUGUUCUGUAUGGAUACAACCAAGGGAUGUUCUCAGGUGUCUUGGCAAUGCCGUCUUUCCAAGCGCAUAUGGGAGAGUACGAUCCACUCGACCCGAACGCUGACCAGACUAAGAAAGGGUGGCUCACUGCCAUUCUCGAGUUGGGCGCUUGGAUCGGGACUUUGCUUUCUGGGUUCCUCGCGGAGGCAAUCUCUCGGAAGUACGGUGUUCUUGUUGCCGUCGUAGUCUUUGUCGUAGGAGUCAUCAUCCAGGCGACAGCACAAAGUGGCGGGCCUAAUGUCAUCUUGGCAGGCCGCUUUGUUACGGGUAUGGGAGUCGGAAGUCUCGCUAUGAUUGUACCCAUCUACAACUCCGAGGUUGCCCCACCAGAAGUUCGAGGUGCGUUGGUCGCUCUGCAGCAGUUGGCUAUCACCUUUGGCAUCAUGGUCAGCUUCUGGAUCGACUAUGGAACCAAUUACAUUGGCGGCGUUGACCUUGCCACCCAAAAGGACGGCGCCUGGAUCGUACCUAUCUGCCUACAGCUCGGCCCCGCCGCAAUCUUGUUUGCUGGUAUGCUAUUCAUGCCAUUCUCUCCGCGUUGGCUGGUCCAUCACGACCGCGAGCCGGAGGCGCGGAAGAUAUUGGCAAACCUGCGCGGUCUACCCCAGGACCAUGAGCUUGUAGAGCUAGAGUUCUUGGAAAUCAAAGCACAAUCACUCUUCGAAAAGCGUACUGUGGCCGAGCACUUCCCUCACCUCCGCGAGCAGACUGCCUGGAACAUCUUCAAGUUACAGUUUGUCGCCAUCAAGUCGUUAUUCCAGACCAGAGCUAUGUUUAAGCGAGUUAUCGUAGCGACUGUAACGAUGUUUUUUCAGCAGUGGACGGGUAUCAACGCUGUCCUCUAUUAUGCGCCCUCCAUCUUCAAGCAGCUCGGGCUAGAUGAUACCACAACAGGUCUCCUAGCCACAGGUGUGGUCGGUAUAGUGAUGUUCAUAGCCACCAUUCCCGCCGUCUUAUACAUCGACCGCGUAGGACGAAAGCCCGUGCUAGCUAUUGGUGCUAUCGGGAUGGCCCUCUGCCACUUCAUCAUUGCUGUUAUCGUAGCUAAGAAUGCCAACCAGUGGCAUGAGCAGGAGGCUGCGGGUUGGGCUGCCGUGGUCAUGGUUUGGCUUUUCGUUAUUCAUUUUGGCUACUCCUGGGGGCCUUGUGCCUGGAUUCUGGUUGCUGAAAUCUGGCCCUUGAGUUCGCGCCCUUAUGGAGUAUCCCUUGGAGCAUCAAGCAACUGGAUGAACAAUUUUAUUGUUGGGCAGGUGACGCCUGACAUGCUCCAGAACAUUGGGUACGGCACCUAUAUUCUCUUUGGUCUGCUGACUACGAUUGGCGCGGGAUUUAUCUGGUUCUUCGUGCCCGAGACUAAACGUCUCACACUCGAAGAGAUGGACGUGAUAUUCGGGUCAGAAGGUACAGCUGCCGCUGAUUUUGAACGCAUGGAGGAGAUUAACCGCGAGAUUGGGCUGUCCGCGAUGCUACACGGAAUGAAUGGUGGUAGCAGCCCUCCUAAUGUAGAGGAGAAGAAGGGUAGCAUUGAGGUGGAGAAGAGUGAGGCUACCUAA
Messenger RNA from Neoarthrinium moseri, 1731 nucleotides. RefSeq lists its product as uncharacterized. The transcript is spliced from 6 exons. Gene Ontology annotation, cellular component: membrane. The coding region runs from base 1 to 1731 and encodes 576 amino acids. The record is from RefSeq and is a predicted model, not a curated record. Gene Ontology annotation, molecular function: carbohydrate:proton symporter activity. NCBI's taxonomy places the organism in Eukaryota, Fungi, Ascomycota, Sordariomycetes, Amphisphaeriales, Apiosporaceae. Gene Ontology annotation, biological process: carbohydrate transport; transmembrane transport.